AUGCUUGUUAAUUUGUCAAUUAAUUUCUUUCAUAGCUAAAUUUGUGUAGUCAUUUUCAUGCUGUAGGAACUCGUGUAGACAUGCCAUGUACUAGGCCUUUUCAACCUAGAUGAAUUCAACUAUUUUAAUUUAAAUAUUGUCUCACUGUGUCACUAUGAUACUCUCAGUGCAGGACGGAGCGAGCUGUGUGUCGGAGAUUCUCACAGAAAAUUGUUUAGUAGUUAGCUGAUCAUGUGGAAGUGCAACAGAAGAAGAAGAAGAAGAAGAAUUAGCUGAGCAGUGGAGCGCAGGAGGGACUGCACAUGCGCACUGUGUCUCUGACCGAAGUGUGUACACAGUGGGCGAUCAGUGAAGCUACGAGCCAAGAGCCAAAUGAAAGGCAGCCGCAGUCAUGGCUCUUAACUCGGAACCAAGUGGCCCUUCGCUGCCAUUUGCCGGAAUACUGAUAGCUGUGGGAUCGAGUGUCAUCAACGGCUCGACAUUUGUGCUCCAGAAAAAGGGAAUAUUACGCUCCCGCGACAGAGGCGGCUCGUACCUGCGAGAUGUGGUGUGGUGGAGUGGCACAGUGUCCAUGAUUAUUGGUCAAAUUGGGAACUUCCUGGCAUACAACUUGGCCCCUGCUGUGAUAGUUACACCUCUGGGGGCCCUCGGAGUGUUGUUUGGGGCUGUGCUGGCUUCCUGGAUCUUGGAGGAGCAUUUGAAUAUCCUGGGGAAGCUCGGCUGUGUCAUAUGUUGCUGUGGCUCUGUUGUGCUCAUCAUACAUGCGCCGAAAGCAGAGGCCGUGACGUCGAGACUGGAGCUCGAGGAGCGGCUGUCAGACCCAGUGUUUGUAACGUAUGCCCUCCUUGUGGUCCUGCUUCUGAUCACUCUGAUUGGGCGGAUUGCUCCGGCUCACGGCACAUCGAACAUCAUGGUGUAUGUCGCCAUAUGCUCCCUGCUGGGAAGCUUCACGGUUCCCAGCAGCAAGGGACUCGGCCUGGUGGCCCCAGACGUCUUUGGUGAGGGGCCGGCGAGCGGCCGAGCUCUGGCGCUCUUCCUGGGCCUGCUGGGGACGCUGGCCAUCAGCAUCCUGAUUCAGUUCUUCUUCAUCAACAAGGCCCUGGAGUGUUUCAGCUCCAACGUGUUCGAGGCGAUAUACUACGUGACGUUCACAUCCACCGUGAUCCUCUCCUCCGCUCUCCUCUUCAGGGAGUGGACCGCGCUCACUGUGACCGACGGCCUUGCCGUGCUUUGUGGUUUGACAACAGUGUGUGUUGGGGUCGUUUUGCUUCGCAUCUCCCAGGAGGCUCUGAUCACCUGGAGGAUGGAGGAGGCCCGGGAGAAGACGGACUGAUUGAAUGUUUUGUUAUUUACACGAUUGUAAAGAAUUGUUUUGUACCAUAUUAAUUCCAGGUUCAAUGACCAAUGCAUCUGUGUAUUUAUGACUAGUUCCACAUACCAUUGUAACAUUUUCUCUAGAAAAUCAUUCCUGCUUUAAUUCAAUUAUUACAAAAGCAACUCUCAUCUUCAUGGAGACUGGGUUUUUUUUUCACUUUUAAAGGCAAACUCAAACUUAACAUUUAAUUUGUCAACUACAAAUGAUUCUCUUCACUUUCGUCUACAGUUUUCCUCUCCGGUCUUAAAGAGUUCCCUUAAAUGUUCUCGCUUUUCUCAAUUAGACAGACUGUCUCAGCGUAGAGUCACCUACACUUUGACUUAUUCAGUCUGCCUGUGAAUUAUUCAGUGACAUUUCAGAAGCGGUCUCCUUGGCGCAGGAGUUGUAUAGAACGUGAGUAUCAACAAUGAAUGGUUGAAUUGUCUAAUGGAGGAAUUUGUGGAGCUGAUAUUGAAAUAUAGACGCCUCUUUUGUCGUGAUAUGAAAUGUGGCUAUAUAUUAUACGUGUGUAAUUCAAAUGCCUUUUGGGUAAUGAACUAUUUAUUAACAUCAUAAAAAUGUUUAAUGGUGAUGCCUUGUAACUAUUCUUACAAGCUCUGUGGGUCCUCUUUUGAUAAGCAUUGGUUGAAUUUGCUUUAUUUUAAAGGAAUAAAACUAACGUUUUUCCUUUUUGAAUCGCAUGUUUGCCUUGAAUCGUUCUAACACUGUCAGUCAAGUACCCGGGGAUAAGAAACAGACACAAAUACCUUUCUGUACUGUCAGGCAUGAAUGAAUAGUUGAUGGAUCAUGUCAGUUUUAUUUAGAAUUUAAUAAUUCAUGAUCUUACCAUAGAUAAAUUAUGAACUGGAAUCUCAAGUUUCCUGCUAAGAAACCUGCUAUAUUUAAAGGUCAUCCUGCCGAAUGGAUGCCAUUUGCCGGUAGGAAUUCUUCCAACUUAAACUUUUUUUAAUGUUGUGUUUUCAACACUGAGUCUAAUAACACACAUAUUUAACUAUUCAAAAUGUGUAUUGGUCAAUCUCAGGCAACUUAAUUAUUUUUUUUUCACAAUGUGUUAAAGUGGAGGAUGGUUGCAGUUUUCCCAGUCCUGUGAACAACAUCCAAAUCUUUAAAAAAUAUAUAUGUUUACAAGCCUAUCAAAGGGGAGUUUUUUUUCUCUCCACAGUCUGUUGGGUUUUUUGAAUAUUGUGAGGUCGCGACCUUAAUAGGUAAAGUGCCUUGAGAUCAUAUAUGUAACCAUUUGGUGCUAUAAAAUUGAACUGUAUUGAUAUGAAUGUUUUAUCCUUGUGAAGCACUUUAUGACUGGUGUCUGUGAAAGGUGCUUUAUAAAUAAAGAUUACUAACUUAC
Scophthalmus maximus (turbot) is the source of this 2720-nucleotide messenger RNA. It is a transcript of the gene nipa1, whose product is annotated as NIPA magnesium transporter 1. The transcript has 5 exons. Gene Ontology annotation, cellular component: membrane. The coding region runs from base 392 to 1333 and encodes 313 amino acids. Gene Ontology annotation, biological process: magnesium ion transport. The record is from RefSeq and is a predicted model, not a curated record. Gene Ontology annotation, molecular function: magnesium ion transmembrane transporter activity. Lineage: Eukaryota; Metazoa; Chordata; Actinopteri; Pleuronectiformes; Scophthalmidae.